Pelodiscus sinensis (Chinese soft-shelled turtle) is the source of this 696-nucleotide messenger RNA. NCBI's taxonomy places the organism in Eukaryota, Metazoa, Chordata, Testudines, Trionychidae. The record is from RefSeq and is a predicted model, not a curated record.
GUUUCUCUCUCUCAAAGACACAAUUCUUCACUUUCUGGACGGAGGGGAAGGUGGCAGACCCGGGAGCCCUGCCUUGCAGCUGGCUCCCUUAUGUAAAUCACUGAGUUCCUGGCUCAGACAGUGACUGCCCUGCCCAAGGGAGGCUGUGAAGGGGCAGGGGAGAACAUGGAAACCUGGCAGAGGAUGUUUGCGCAGAAGAUGGCCUGGGAGAAGCCCAGAGACAAGUGGUCGCUCACCCCGGAGGAUAACCUCAGUCCACGAAACCUUGAGCCUGGAUGGCAGCUGUACCAGCAAGGAAAAGCGUUUGCCAGGUUUGAAUGCUCCGGCUGCUCCCGCCGCUGGCCAUCGGCGCAGGUGGUGCUUCUCUUCCAGAUGCACCUGGCGCAGAGGCAGGGCCGGGUGAAGAUGAGGCUGUUCGGCCAGACGUGUAAGAAGUGCUGGGCGGCUCGGUUCGAGAAGCCCGUCUUCACCCAGGAGGCCAUGGAGAGGAUCCUGGACAACUUGGUGCGGAAGAUCCUGCAGAAAUGCUACCGGGAAUCCCUGGCAAAGCCCAAGUUCUCUGAACCCCUGGUGGAAGAAGAGGUGGAAGGGCCCCAUGACACGGCCCGUUGCGAGGCGUGUGCUCUGGGGGUCUGUUCAGUGAAAGGCUCGUCUGCUCGUGCGCCCCUUGCCCCCGCCUCUCUUUUAUUGGAUUAA